Molecule: messenger RNA, 2064 nt
Organism: Daucus carota subsp. sativus
Lineage: Eukaryota; Viridiplantae; Streptophyta; Magnoliopsida; Apiales; Apiaceae
Exons: 5
Coding region: 264-1862 (532 amino acids)
Source: RefSeq, a predicted model, not a curated record
ACAUAUGUGCAUGUUUAACUAUAUCUGAUCUAUGUUGGCCUAUGUAUCAUAGUUGAUCAUAUAAGUUCAAUUAACGAAAUUUUACUUUUUGAUUGACAGUAACGGUAACAUCUUGUGAAAUUUACUCGCUGUGUGUGUUGGAUAUUGAAUUAUGGAUAAUUGUUUUGUUCAUAGUUUGUAGAUACUUGUGUUUGCAGCUUAGGUUGUGCGUUUGAUCUGUAAUUCGAGUUAUUGCGCUAGUUGUGGACUUGUAGUAGUCUGGCAUGGAUUUUAAAGAUAAUGCUUGGACUUGGAAUAUUCAGAAGAAGUUUAAUGUUGUGCGCCAAGAGGUUGAUGAAUUUGUCGGCGUGGAAACUAUGAAAUAUGUAGAGAAUCAAGUACAAACACUUGGAGGAACUGUUAAGGGGUUUUGUUCUAAUGUUUUUCAGGACUUCCUUUCACCUGCUUUGUCCAAUCCAGUGUAUCAUGAUGAAGGCACAGUUCCGCAGGAGGGAAAAUUUGUGUCGGAGACCUAUAAGAAUUCUGUAUCUAAUCUGAGAGAGAAAUAUGCAGAUACGGAUUCUAAAUCACUUUCUUCUGCUUUGUCCAAUCCAGUGGAUCUUGAUGCAGAAUUAGUUCCUCAGAAAGGAAAAGAUUUAUCCCAGAACUAUAACAAGCCCUUAUUUGUAAUAGAAGAGAAGUAUGCAGAUAUCGCUUCAAAACAAAUAUAUACAAAUCAGGAUUCAGUUCAUCACAUGCCCCCUCCUUACAGACUUAACAAUGUGAAGAAGACUAUGCCCACUGAAGGGGACAAUGAAAUAACAAAAGCUCUCUUACCUUCAGUGAGAGAUGAUUCUGCUUUAUAUGACAAUGUAAAAACUAGUGUGUCGGGCUAUGUUGUUUCGGAUUGUGAAGGACUUGUUGCUAAGGAGAGAUAUAUGUCGGAGGACUCAAAUUUGGAUUUUGAAGAACUUGUUGCUAAGGAGAGAUCUUUGUCUGAGAAUUUAAAUUUGGAUUUUGAAAGACUUGUUGCUAAGGAGAGAUCUUUGUCUGAGGGCUCAAAUUCAGAUUUUGAAGGACUUAUUGCGAAUGAGAGAUCUUUAUCAGACGACCUAAUUUCAGAUUUUGAAGGACUCAUUGCGAAGGAGAAAUCUUUGUUUGAGGACUCAAAUUCUAUUGGGAUCAACGAUGAAGCAUCGUUGAUAUUUGUAACUAAUGAAGAUCACAGCCAUAAAAUUAUUGAUGAGGUUGUCUUCGCAGCAGUAGAAGAUAGUGUGAGGGUUUGUUCUUCUGUUAAAGAGAGAACAUUUGAUCCUUUUUUUGAUGAUUGUCAUUGCAAAAUUCUAGGCACCCCUCAAUCAUCUGAAGCGGAAUGUUCCAUUUCUUCUGGUUGCCAAGUAGUAGAGCCAACACUUUUUUCGUCUAUAAGUUCCCUGUCAAACAAUUCUUAUUAUCAGUCAGAGUGUUUCACCCUUCCGGAAGAGAGUGUUUUCUAUGAUCACACAGAUUCAGUCAGUAGCAUUUCUGAGUCACCAGACAAAUCAAGAUUUGAUAUUUCAGAUCUUAACAUGAAAACCAUUGAUUUAUCUGAAAAGAAAAGGCUUAAUAAAAGUUGUAUUAUCGAGGACAAUGAGUUGCUCGGGGCUACCUCUUUUAGGCCAAGAAGACACAGAUCAUACAAGCAAAUGAUAAAAGACGCCUAUACUAAAUCGAAAAGGUUAGCGAAGGAGUAUGAGCUACUGGGAAUUAUGUACGAAGACAUUGACAACGAGCUUGUCCAGCACGAAAGAGAUAGUAAGUUGCCCUCUACUCAUGAGAAAACACCAGAGACGGGACAUUCACCAACUGAAGAUUCAGGUGACUGUGAUUGGGAACUUCUUUAACUAUUGUGGACAUUCACUUGGUGAAAAUUUAGGUUAUUGUGAUUAGAAUUUCCAUAGUAGUUGUUGCUUGUUGGAAAGAAACCACAUCUGUGCAAAUGCACAAGUCAGAAAUGAACCCCUUUGGGUUUCGAACAAUUUUCUAACAAUUUUUGCUUAAAGGAAAAAGAGAUAGCUGAAGAGUGUAUGUUGUUUUUUGAGGAGA